Molecule: messenger RNA, 249 nt
Organism: Mesorhabditis spiculigera
Lineage: Eukaryota; Metazoa; Nematoda; Chromadorea; Rhabditida; Rhabditidae
Source: the annotation of a GenBank genome assembly
AUGAUUUCCGGGCAAUUUAUUCUAUUUUGUCUUUUUCUUAAUCUAACACUGGCAAUAAAGUAUCCACAAUACUUUGGCGAGACGUGCAUGGAGGAGGCGCAUCGGCCAUUUUUGAAAGCGUAUCGGGAAUGGAUCCUGGAGUACCAGACUCAAUUCUCCAACUGGCACCCGUUCUACAUUCACUCGAACGCCUAUAACAACGCCUAUCACCAAACCGGCAUCGAGCCGCCAGAGUGCUUUAAAUUUGAA